Sphaerulina musiva SO2202 is the source of this 294-nucleotide messenger RNA. RefSeq lists its product as uncharacterized. The coding region runs from base 1 to 294 and encodes 97 amino acids. Lineage: Eukaryota; Fungi; Ascomycota; Dothideomycetes; Mycosphaerellales; Mycosphaerellaceae. The transcript is spliced from 2 exons. The record is from RefSeq and is a predicted model, not a curated record.
AUGACCGAUCCUGCCAUAUCAACGCGCUCUACAGGACUCACCAAGUCACAGCACGAGAGACCGUUUGCACCAGACAUCAUCCCACAGGGUAACCUGCUUGGUGUAGAUGCAGAGUCCCGCAGAAGCAUGGAGGUCGCACUCAUGCGAGCUAUCGCUCCUGGAGACCACUCGGCUCGUGAUAGUGCAUUGUGGUCCCUCCAUCAGCAUGGACCACUGCAAGCUCACGCCAGAACGAGUUGGCCAGUCGAAGAGGAGAACGAUGUGGCGCUGACGCGUCGUACUCGAAUGGGAUGA